This is a messenger RNA of Pygocentrus nattereri (red-bellied piranha), 3394 nucleotides long. It is a transcript of the gene adrb2b, whose product is annotated as adrenoceptor beta 2, surface b. Lineage: Eukaryota; Metazoa; Chordata; Actinopteri; Characiformes; Serrasalmidae. The record is from RefSeq and is a predicted model, not a curated record. Gene Ontology annotation, biological process: adenylate cyclase-activating adrenergic receptor signaling pathway; norepinephrine-epinephrine-mediated vasodilation involved in regulation of systemic arterial blood pressure; negative regulation of smooth muscle contraction. Gene Ontology annotation, cellular component: membrane. The transcript has 2 exons. Gene Ontology annotation, molecular function: norepinephrine binding; beta2-adrenergic receptor activity. The coding region runs from base 219 to 1472 and encodes 417 amino acids.
CAUGUGCUCGAAUGCUGAGAGUGCUCAGAAAGACGGAGGGAGGGAGAAAGAAAAAGAGGAGGAGGGACAGAGCAACCAAUGAGCACUAUGCGCUGAACAGUAUGAAAGAACAAAAAAAAUGUAUUGAGACUUCAAAAGGAUUAUAUUUGGAGUAUCUCAUGGGCUCAAGGCAAAAGAAGAAUUUGACUGGAGAAUCGUGAAGAACUCUCCUUUGCAUCAUGGAGGUAGAGAACACAUGGAGUGUGGACAACACCUCCAUGUUCACAAAUGUGUCCUUAGGGCUAAACAGUUCGUCUCCAGCCCGGAAUAUCUCCCUUCAGACUGAGUCAGAGCACAGUGAUGCAGAGAUGGUGCUCCUGGGUAUACUGAUGGGACUUCUAGUCUUAGGUAUUGUCUUUGGCAACAUCCUGGUCAUCACUGCCAUUGCACGUUUCCAACGUUUACAGACCGUCACCAACUGCUUCAUCAGCUCUCUGGCCUGUGCAGACCUGGUCAUGGGGCUCCUAGUGGUCCCCUUUGGUGCCUGUUACAUCCUUCUAAAUAGCUGGCAUUUCGGCAACUUCUUUUGCCAGUUCUGGACAGCCACGGAUGUGCUGUGCGUCACGGCUAGCAUUGAGACAUUGUGUGUAAUAGCUCUGGACCGCUACCUGGCAAUCACAUGGCCACUCCGCUAUCAGUCAGUGCUGACCAAGCGUAAGGCCUGCUGGGUGGUGUUGGCAGUGUGGGCCGUGGCAGGCCUCAUCUCCUUCCUGCCCAUCCACAUGGAGUGGUGGGUGUCUGAGGAGCAAGAGGCACAGGACUGCUUGAAAAAUGCCUACUGCUGUGACUUCAACACCAAUGCACCGUAUGCGGUGGCCUCGUCCAUCGUCUCUUUCUACAUCCCCCUGGUGAUAAUGGUGUUUGUUUACGGCCGGGUCUUCCAGGAGGCUCGGCGGCAGCUGCAGAAGAUCGACCGGGUGGAGGGUCGCAUUCGGACGCAAAGCUUUGGCACACAGGAUGGGAACGAGGUGAGGAACCGAAAGACCAGGUUUUGCUUGAAAGACCACAAAGCCCUGAAGACCCUUGGAAUCAUCAUGGGCACAUUUACACUUUGCUGGCUACCGUUCUUUGUGCUCAAUGUGGCGGCGGCCAUCUGGAAAAUGGACAACAUCAAGUUGCCCUUCAGGAUCUUGAACUGGAUAGGCUACGCCAACUCGGCUUUCAACCCCCUGAUCUACUGCAGGAGCCCUGAGUUCAGGCUUGCCUUCCAAGAGAUCCUGUGCAUGCACUCAAAGUUUUCAUCCGCAAAGAACAAAAAGGGAUAUAUCUAUGGCAAUCACAGCUGGCAAGUGCACAUGAAGACCACCAGUCUGAGGCAGCCACCUCUUACUGAGUGUGGAACAGUAGAGCUAGGUGCAAGCUCUUUGCCUGCCAACAAUUCCAACAGAAACGGGAAUUGUAAUAAAGCUCAUUUAGCCAAUUUUGAACAGUGAAAUUUCUUGUCAUUUGUUACUUCCAUUUCCGCUACCACACAUUUAAAUGACUUAAGAAAUAUCUGGUAAGUGAACAAAUGGAAAUAUAAUGUAAAAAUGUUUUACUGUCCAUGAAAACCUGUACUUGUAGUGGACAAGUCUUUAUUGUAAUGAUUCUGGAUGUGGUGCUUAGAUGGUUACCAGCACUUGUCAAUGAGUAAUUAAAACCAGUCUGUAGCACCAAAAGGUUUAGGUACAAGGUGGAGCAAAACUUGAAAUUUGGAAUAUAGUUGUGAAACACUGGAUACCUCUCCUUCUAGCCUACCUCAUGACAAUGUCUUCACUGUAACAAGUUUGCAUUUAAUUAGCUCAAAAAAACUGGAGCUCUGGAUCCACACCGCAUACAUGGAUUCAUGUGUAACAUAUUCUCACCGAUCUCAGAUCAGUUUAGUCCUCUUUAUAUUUUAACGAACACUACUAUAUUAAUGAUUUGAGAUCAGUACUUUCAUUUUUGAGACGUUUAAUACGUAGGGGCCUGGGGGGUGGGGGGGGUUGUUUUGUGCAAGACAGACUUGUUACAUUCCAUUUAAAAGCUGGAACUGUCUUUAAGCCAGGGACUUCUGUAUCUCUCUGAUCCCUUGUCUAAGAGGGAGGAAAUCCAACCCUCUGACGAAGAGCAACAGGUGGACAUUGCCGUCUGUGCUAUAACCAGCUGCACUUACGAAAGGAAAAAAAAAAGAAGCCCAACAAUAUUCAGAUCUCUCCACUCCAUGUACUUCAACCUUCCCCAGUUAACAUUUCCACUGGGUAAUCAUUUUAAGGUUGUAGUUUGCUUGCCUACAGAUAUAAACAAGACCUUAUUUUAUCAGUCUGGCUGGUGUGGUUGACAGUGCAAGGACAGAAAAAUGAAAUGUGGUUAGCACUAUUGACUGUAUAGCACGUAGAGAUUUUCCAGAAUGAGAAACAAGUUAAAGGUUCUUGUUGCUGAAAGCACUUGUUAAAGCAGGCAGCUUCAUGUUCUAUAGUGAGUUUGCCAAAAAAAUGGGAUUUUAUUAGUCCCUUCAGAAUAUGUAUAGCAAACCAUUUCUGUCAAUGGCUGCACAUUCAUUGGGAGAUAUGUUUUUAGAAGUGUUUAUGUGUAAUGUUUACAGAGAUUCUUGAGCAAACUGGCCAAAGGGGAAAACAUGCUACAGAAAAACUAUUAUUCCAAUAAUUGCUUUUGUUAAAAUCCAUAAUAAUCCUAGUGUUUACAUUUUUACUAAAGGAAUUGAAUGUGAUGUAGUGUAGUCUCGUUGCCAUAAAGCAAAGUACACUACUCCUUUAGGCAACCCUUUUGUUAUAUAACGAUUUGGAGUUCAUUCCCCGAAAGUGCACUGACUUACAUAUACCCUAAGAGCAGAAGCCACUGUUCUGCAAGUUGACAUUACCAGAGCUCCCUUCCUGUGUGCGUGUGCAUGUGUGUGUGUGUGUGUGUGUAUGUGUGUACGUGAGAACAUUAUGGUGUCCAAGCUUGCUGCUGCAGGAUAGUUCUACAUCUAAUUUCGAAACGUCUAAGAAGCUUAAACAGCUAACAGGUGCUUUGCUUUAGGUACUCCACUCAUGAGCACAUUAGGCCUCCAAUGUAAUUAGCCAUUCACACAAAAUCUAACACUAAGGUAUACGAUGUACAUAGAAUAUAUAAGAGAUGUACAGAACUUCCCCAUCAAUAGGCAAAGCUAUUUGUGUCUGUAUUUGUGGUACUGUUUCGGAGAUGGUAUCAACCUAUUUUGUGUCAUUCCACCUAACAGAUGCCCUUAUUUACAAUGGCGUAAUUAUUUCCACUGUGCUACAUUCAUCACAAAAAAUGCUCUUUGAUGGCGCAGUUUAUUUUGUUUAUUUAUUUUUGUAUGUCAAGCCAACUGCUGAAUGUACAAUGUGAAGAAUUAAAUAUGCCUAUUUGUAAA